Messenger RNA from Capsaspora owczarzaki ATCC 30864, 1597 nucleotides. RefSeq names its product Cbara1 protein. NCBI's taxonomy places the organism in Eukaryota, Filasterea, Ministeriida, Capsasporidae. Gene Ontology annotation, cellular component: uniplex complex. Gene Ontology annotation, molecular function: calcium ion binding. The transcript has 8 exons. The record is from RefSeq and is a predicted model, not a curated record. The coding region runs from base 31 to 1461 and encodes 476 amino acids. Gene Ontology annotation, biological process: mitochondrial calcium ion homeostasis; calcium import into the mitochondrion.
UCUUUUUUUUUUUUUUUUUUUCGUAUUGAAAUGCUGCAGCGCAGUGCAUUGCGAUCUGCUCUGACCGUGGCCGUUGCCGCAGCCGAGGCCGCCGCGCCAUCGGCAACAGCAGCCUGCGUUGCUCGUCGUGCUUGCCUGUCGACGUCCGCGCCCGCCGCAGCUGCAUCCACCCUGUCCGCGGGAUCGCAGCGCGGCUGGUCGUCUUCGUCCUCGUCCUCGUCUUCCUCGGCGUACGCAACGGGAGCAGCCGUCGCCGCCGCCCUGGCGCUGCUCGUCACCUCGAACGAGCUUGCCAAUGCUGCUGGCAACGAGGAUGCUGCUGCUGCUGCCUCAGACGCCACCGCCAAGAAGAAGAAGGGAUUCAAGGAGAGCAUUGUUACUCGCUAUGAAAACCGCCUGCGUCAGUACAGCAACCCGGACAAGAUCUUCCGUUACUUUGCCACCAAGGAGCUCGAUGGCGAAGUGUACAUGACCCCGGCCGACUUUAUUCGCUCGGUCAUUCCAGGCGAAAUGCAGCCGCAGGAUCUUGGCCUGGACCAGUUCGAGAAGGUCGAUGUCGAAUCUUUCGAAAAGAAGAUGGCCUCGUUUAGCGGCGGCAAGAACUUUUUCGCGCUUGGCAAUGCUGGACUCCUGUCCUUCUCUGAGUACAUCUUCCUGCUGACCAUUCUGUCGACCCCCGAGCGUCGUUUUGAGAUUGCCUUCCGCAUGUUUGAUCUCGACGGCAACGGCACUGUCGAUCUCACUGAGUUCCAGCAAGUUCAAUCCGUGAUCCGUCGUCAAUUCAGCGGUCGCUCGAAAGACCGCGCGUCAAAGCAAGCCAAGAACUCCGCCUCUGACAGCUCAGACAACUCGCAGGCCAGCGGCACGAUUUCCCGAAGCCCGCUGCUUCUUCAUUUCUUUGGCAAGGAUGGCAGCAAGCUGCUUACCUACGCUGCAUUCAAGAGCUUUGUGCACGACCUCCAGUCCGAAAUCAACAAGAUUGAGUUCCAAUCGUACAGCAGAAACGAGCAGACCAUCUCCGAGGUUGCGUUUGCCGAGCUGCUCCUAUCCUACGCCGAUCUGAAGGAUGAGGAAGAUUUCGUUUUGCGUGCCAAGUCUCGCGAGGGUCAAAAGCCUGUGACGUUCAAGCAGUUCCAAGCGUUCAACAACUUUUUGAAGAAUAUCGAUGACGUUGAGAUGGCUCUCGGCAUGUAUACGGCCGCUGGUGCCUCGAUCACCAAGGACGACUUUAAGCGCGCCGCCAAGGCUGUUGCCAACGUCGACUUGGAUAACCACAUUGUUGAUACUGUUUUCAAUCUGUUCGACAAGGAUGGUGAUGGCAAGCUCUCCAACCGCGAGUUUGUGGCUGUGAUGAAGAAGCGCGCGUCCCGUGGUCUUGAUCAACAUCGCGAUCUGGGUGUCGUCCGUGGCUUCAAGGGCCUGCUGAUCUGCGCCAAGGAUAAAAUGAAGAACAUGGACUAAACAUGCUCGUUGUUUCAAUGAUUCAAUUUGUGGUCCUUUUGUUUGCUUGUCGGUUUUGUUGUGUUUUCACACUGUUACUUUGAGACGUGAAUACUUGUAAUGUCAUGUUGUAAUAAUGCAGUUUAUUUCUAGCCUA